This is a messenger RNA of Episyrphus balteatus (marmalade hoverfly), 2971 nucleotides long. It is a transcript of the gene Edc3, whose product is annotated as enhancer of mRNA-decapping protein 3. Gene Ontology annotation, biological process: deadenylation-independent decapping of nuclear-transcribed mRNA; P-body assembly. Gene Ontology annotation, cellular component: P-body. Gene Ontology annotation, molecular function: mRNA binding. The transcript has 7 exons. The record is from RefSeq and is a predicted model, not a curated record. NCBI's taxonomy places the organism in Eukaryota, Metazoa, Arthropoda, Insecta, Diptera, Syrphidae. Bases 511 to 2301 code for a protein of 596 amino acids.
AAGUUUGGAACUGUGUCAAAAGUGUUGUGUGUUCGAAUGAGAAAGUGUAAAAAUUAUUUUAGCCAAAGUAUAUUUCGUGCAAAUAAAUUGCAUUUAGCCCUUAAAAAGGCAUUUAAAAAUACAUUCUACACCAAAAGCCUUUGUUUAAUAUCUAAAAUAAAUUAAUAAUCUUCCAUCCACCACAAUUUAUUUUAUUCAUAUUUUCUUCAAGAAAAUUUUGCAAAAAAAUAAAACCAAGAAAAAACUUGUUCGUCUCUCUCCUCCUAACCAAAAGUGUGAUUCUCCGAUUUGUGCGUGGUGUGGUGAAAAAAAAAAGAAAAAGUUACUAAAAAAAAUCGGCAAUCUUGGUCGUUCGUAGUCGCUUUUUCCCCUCUUAUUGCGUUUUAGAGUUAAAAUUUUUUUCCAUCCUUGUUCUCUUGCCUUUGGCUCCUAAAAUUUCGAGGAGUUUAUUUUAUUUUUGAAAAAAAAAGAAAUAAAUAAAAAUUCUUUAAAGAAUUAUAUUUGUAUAUUAUGGAUGAGGAUUGGAUUGGACGAGCUGUUUCAAUAAAAUGCGACGACAAGUUGGGCGUCUUCCAAGGCAUGAUCAAAGACAUCAGUGUCGAGCACAUAACCAUUAUACGUGCUUUCCGCAAUGGAGUCCCGUUGCGAAAGCAAGAUGCCGAAAUUACUUUAAGGGCACAAGAUAUUCUUGAUAUCAAGUUGAUACCGUCAUUCAACGGCCAAAGUACUGUAACGCCAACUGUGAUCAAUAAGCCAACGCCAGUUAAGCAACCGAAUUUUGCUAGCGCUCCAACUUCUGCUGCUGCUGUAUUUGAAGGCAAUAAUAGUUUGCCUGUUAAUGGUGUUGGCAGUUUAAGAGAGAGCCAUUCGGCUCUGACCAAUAAAAUCUCGAAUAUGAAGAUUGCCAAUGGAUAUCGAAAAACGCCAACGUCCGAGAGGUUUCCAAAAGCUCCCACCGUCAGUUCAAGCAAUAUCAAUGGCAUUACAUCCUUAGCAGCAGCAGUCGCUUCCACAUCAUCAAUAACCAAUGGCACUACCAAUAACAGAACGCCGCCAACAACAAACAGUGUAGCGCAAUUUUUUGGCAAUUUAAUACCACCGAAAGUCGAAGUACGUAUGGGCGCCUCAUUUGCUGCAACAACCACUCCCGAAAGUUUCGGCAGCAUGAGCAAACCCAUAGACAUAGUAAAUGCCAAUCGAUCAGCAUCGGUCAAUACUAAUCCUAGCAGUUCAUUCAAUGGAAAUGGAGCCGCCGCCGCCGUUGCUGCUAUGGGAGGCAAUGCAAAUGGCAACAAGCAGCUUAAUCGUGCUAAUUUAAAUAAACAACGAAAGAAAUGCCGUCGAGAGGGUAGCCUCAAGCAAAAUCAGACUUUUGGAACGUCCGUCGAUGAUCCCAUUAUGAAUGAGGAUUUUGAUUUCGAAGGUAAUUUAGCUCUGUUCGAUAAGCAGGCCUUAUGGGAUGUUUUAGAAGCCGAACAGAAGCCAGACUUGGUUCGGCAGGCGGUUUCAGUGCAGGACAAGAAAUAUCGCCAUGAUGAGAAUAUUUUAGAAGGGGCACCUUUGCAGCUGCGCCAGAUUGAAACUUUAUUUGAUGGUUCUACAGAUUUUGUUACAGAUGAAGGUCUUAUUGUUCCAACUAUACCAAUCUAUGUCCGUUUGAAGAUCGAACAGGCAGCUGAAGCUUGUGGCUUGUCUGUUCAACGCCAAAAUGAUAUUUUAGCAAGGGGCACAACUGAUUUGGCGAUUCUUCUGCUGGGCGGAGCUAGAAGGUUAACGCCAAACAAUUGCCAUCAAUGGCCAACGAUUGCAAUUAUUUGCGAUAAAUCAAAGAAUUUUAGAGUUAGCGAAAUCGGUGCUGCGACUGGACGUCAAUUGGCAUCACACGGCCUAAAGGUUCUUCUCUUUCUGCAAGAAGAUCCAAGCAUUGAAAGAAAUAGCACUGAAGUUUUACUUUUUAAGGCAACUGGAAACACAAUUGUUUAUUCAGUUGAAGCUUUACCAACUCCUGAUCUUGUGAUAUUGUCGACUUGUUCCGACAAUGUGUCUUCAAGUGUUUCAAAAUGGUUGAAGGAAAAUCGAGCUUCAAUUCUCGCCAUUGAUCCACCUCCAAAUGGCAUUCGAGAUGUACCAAUCAAGUACUCAAUACUCCCAACACUACCGCUCAAUGGCAUAUCAACGAACUGUGGCAAAUUGUAUCUUUGCAAUCUGGGCAUCCCAGAUAAAUUCUAUCGUGACGCUGGCAUCAAGUACAAAAGUCCAUUUGGACACAAAUUUGUGAUACCCAUUCACAUGAAGGACUGAAAUAAUUUUGACAAUUAAACAAAACAAAAAAAAAUUGCAAACGAAAAGUAACAGAAACAACAUUAGAAAUAUUUUCCAUAACAAAAAAACGUUUAAAAAAAUAAAACACACACGCUCUCAUCUCUUAAAAAAAAUUAACAAUCACAGCAAACAAAUUUCAAAAUUUGUAGUCCAAGUUUAUAUACAUACAUUUUUUCGUUUUCUUUUUAAAUUAAUUUGAUUUGAGGAUAUAAUUUAAAUUUGAUUUUGUUUUUUUUUUUUAUUUUUUCCAAAUUAUUUGAAACAAACAAAAAAAUCACUGUGUUGUAGUUUUAUUUAUCUCUCUCUAUUUCUCUUUUUAUGUUUUGUGACUUAAUCGUUUGAUCUUCAUUAUUAUCCUUCUUUCCUUUUAUAUAUUUUAUAAUUUUCUUGACCAAAAUGCAUUUUUUAGAACUUUAUAUUAUUGUUAAAUUAUUUAAGCUAUAGAGAGAUAUUUGAUUUAUUUUUCAACAAUCAACUUUUUUUAAUAAUUUUUAUGUCUUAUGUUUUUUUUAUCUCCUUCAAGAUUACCUCAUGGAAUAGUUUUUUUUUUAAAUCUUUUUUGUUCUGUAUUUUGUAUAUUCCCAUGCCUUUCAACAAAAAAAUAUUAAAGCAAAACACUCAUAUUGUAAGCAUUUCCUGUUGAACAAAA